Aphanomyces astaci is the source of this 1417-nucleotide messenger RNA. RefSeq lists its product as hypothetical. NCBI's taxonomy places the organism in Eukaryota, Oomycota, Saprolegniomycetes, Saprolegniales, Verrucalvaceae. The record is from RefSeq and is a predicted model, not a curated record. The coding region runs from base 59 to 1264 and encodes 401 amino acids. The transcript is spliced from 4 exons.
UCUCACUGUAUUUCGGUCACAGCUGAUCCGACCACGACGGUGACGUUGGUGAGGCAGGAUGCUCAUUCUUGUGGAAGGGUACCUGAAGAAGCGCUGUGCCAACUUGCCAUUGAUGCGAAGGAGGUACUGCAUGCUGGUUGUCGAUGAUUCCCAGCCGUCGUCUUCGUCGCCCAAAAUCAAGGUUAUGCUGCGAUCGUACAAGCACGAAGAGGCGCGCCACGCGUCCAUCGACUCGUUUGUGUCGUCGCAUGUGGUGAAAUGCAUUGGUGAAUGGACUGGAAAAGGCAACCUGCACACGUAUCCGAAUGCGUUUGUGGUUGAGACGCUGCAGAGCAAGCUCUUUCAUUGCUCGGCCGACACGCUCGAGGACAAGGUCCGAUGGACGACGGCAAUCGCCGUGUACGAUCGGCUGUCCGUCGGGUCUUCUUGCACUGCCGCCGUCGUUCACACCCCUGCAUCCUACGUCCGCCUCUCGGACGCUACGGAGCCAGGACCCGUCAUCGAUGACGAGACGCCGGUAAACCCCCCCCCUCUGGAAGCGCAACACCAUGUUGCGACUGACACAGCAGCGCCGACGACCUCGAUCCGACGACCUUCCGCUCGUCCCAUGAGCUUACGCAACGACGCGCUGUUCAAAUCGAAACAACGGCGUCGUGGCAACUACAACGAUCUCGACAUCGACAGCGGCGAAGAAGACCAUGUGGACGCGGUGCAUCUAGACAGCGCGCUCAUCCAUCCCCAGCCAGCAUCAUCGCCACGACCUUCUGUGGAGAAUGAUGCCCUCGACGACAUCCCGUUCAGUUAUGUGGACGCCCCGGCGAUGUCCAUGCAAUACAUCACUGUCACAGCCACGAACUCGGACGCUCAUCACGUUGACGAAGAAGAGUACUUGGACUUGAAUCCAGAUAUGGUCGCCCGAUUCUCCGACAUGCGCAUGAUGGAAGCACGGGGGCUUUCCCACGACAUAUCCCAUCGACCAAAGCGCCAGGAUGUGCCAACCCGGCGAAAGCACCGACAAGACGAUCUGGUUCAACCUCCACCACGAUCCAAAAAAAGUUUGCACAAAAAACAAAUACUAGACGACCAAGACGCCCACUUGCGAGACAAAACGACGAAAAAAAAGAAAAAGAAAAAAAAACAACCUCCGAACGACGACCAACUACAGUUGCCACCUCGACCCAGCAGCACCCUACUACCCCCAGAUGCACCACCACCUCGGCCGCCGCCGCCAUCUGUCCAACUUCCAGCGAUAGAUGACUUUUAGCAUGUUGGUUGUCCUCCUGCUAUGUCAGCCACUCAACAGUAUAGUAUACAGAUGGGCCGCAGGAAUGGGUUGGAUACAUGUGAAUCAACUAUGAUAUGCAGCCAAUCACAGACCUUUCUCAUUGUACUGACGAUUAGUUGACACGGAGCGUUG